Epithele typhae is the source of this 1395-nucleotide messenger RNA. RefSeq lists its product as uncharacterized. The annotation marks the transcript as partial. Lineage: Eukaryota; Fungi; Basidiomycota; Agaricomycetes; Polyporales; Epitheliaceae. The record is from RefSeq and is a predicted model, not a curated record. The transcript has a single exon.
AUGGCGACAACUCCUCUUCGACAACUCCCUCCGAAAGUACGACACUCUUGCGAGGUCGCCAAACAUCACGGCAUCUCCUUCAUCUGGAUCGACACCUGCUGCAUCAACAAGUCGAACAGCUCCGAGCUUUCGGAGGAGAUCAACUCCAUGUAUCGAUGGUACAGCCUCGCGCAAGUCUGCUACGCCUACCUCUACGACGUCGACCACGCCAAGACCAAGUUCCACGACAGUGAAUGGUUCAAACGCGGGUGGACACUACAAGAGCUCAUUGCGCCCCCCGAAGUCCUCUUCUUUGACACCGACUGGAAGAUGAUCGGCUCGCGCUACGACCUCUCGGACGAAAUCCGGUCUAUCACCAACAUAGACCGCGCCGUCCUCCGGCAGGAGCGUCAGAUCUCCGACGUCUGCGUCGCUCAGCGCAUGUCGUGGGCGGCAUCCCGGAAGACGACACGCGAGGAGGACAUGGCCUACUGCUUGAUUGGAAUCUUCGGCGUCCAUCUCUCCCCCCUCUACGGCGAGCGCGACCACGCCUUCAUCCGGCUCCAAGAGGCCAUCCUUGCGAAGAUACCCGAUCAGAGCAUCCUGGCUUGGGGCCCGAACCAAUACGACAAGCAGCUCACGCUCGGCAGGCCCUCUUUACGCUCCCCCUCGCCGAACGUAUCCGUCAAACAUAGCCCUCAGUCCUUCCUUCUAGCUCGGUCUCCCAAGGACUUCGCGAACUGCCACGAAACCGUCAACAUCACCUCCGACAUGCUCGCCCGCGCUCUCGACUGGCCCAACAUCCCGUACGCUCGCUUCACGGUGACUGCGAACGGCAUCUACGUCAAACUCCCUCUCAUACCCUGCUACGAUCCCUCGGGGGCUCAGCAUCGUCUCGCCAUCCUCACCUGCCAGGUGCCUUUACCGCGCGAGGACGACGGUCAGCAUCGCCCGCAGCAAGUCGUAUGCUUGGUUCUCCGUUCGCAUGGCGAAGCGCGAUCAAGCAAGAGCACGGAGAUGUUCGUAGGGCUCGCGUCCAUGGCUGACAGGCUGCAGAUCGACGCCCGGAUUCCCAUCAGAGCCGCGCUCGACAACAUGGCGAGCUACUUCCGCCUGGCGACGCUUCCUCUCGAAAGCCUCAAAGACUGCAAGGAUAAUGCUAAGGUCGAGCCCAUCUACAUCCACCAUCUCCUUUCGGCCGGCCACCAGAACCAGGACGGCCCCGAGUCCGCCUUCCUACUCCAGGCGCUUGCACGAGAUGGCUCGGACGAUCCCAACUUUGAGCUGACGAAAUGGUGCUCGGACGUUCUCAAGAAGCAGGACUUCACCGUCAGCCGAAGCGCUCAGACGAUCACGAUUACCGACACCGCUUCGGGGGUGGUCCAGCUCACGAUCGUGGUCACCCGCUGCGACUGC